CGGAGAUUUACCUCAGCUCCAAAAGGAAUGACGGAGAUUGUUUCUCUCACCAUUUACUAAUGUUUCAAGGAUUUAGGUUCUGAGAAUCACAACUCUUUGUUGUUAAGAAACGUUACCUACUCCCCAAAAAUGAAUUUUAAAGAGCAACUGAUUCACUACCUAUCUGGGAAACUUUGAAGCUUGAAUGACACCACUCCCUUUAAACGCGCUCAGAAAUCAGUUUUAAAAAGAAGAUGUUUGUGCUAUUGGGGGUUUGGCUUUUGAAGCUGGCCUUAAUUUGUAGUGGGCUAGAAGUUCGUCCUAAGGUUAAUGGAGAAGUCGAAACUUAUAUUUCGGCGGUAAAACUGGAAGGUCUUCCAUACACCAAGCGUUCAGUAAACAUCUCAGUUUCCGUGACUGUAAAGUAUGAAAUCACAGGAGUUAAAGAUCCAUCCACUGUUACGUUGUCUUGGCAGCGUAAUGGCGAAGAAAUUUCUGUUAGCCGACGUAAGACAGGUGAUGCACCUAUCCUUUCCGGAGAUUAUUCCUCAGAGACAUUCUCUGACACUACGCAUACUUUGGAAGUUACUUUACAUCUAAAUCAAAAAGGUCCAGUUCCUGGGAAUUAUACUUUAAUUGCAACAAUGGAUGGGGUUACGUCUUCGGGUUCUGGCUUCGCAUAUAGCGCACCUGUUCUUCCAUUAUUCACUAAACCAAAACGUGUUUUGGAGGGUGAUAUCAUGCGGCUGAUUUGUCGUGUCAGUAGUUAUCCUCAGCCAUCUUCAGUUAUAUGGAGUUUUGCAUCGAUACAAGCUAGUCAAAUGGAUGACGACAAUGCAAUUAGUGCAGCUUUUUAUAAUUUGCUUCCUCUGUUGACCAAUGAAACUCACUAUGUUCUGGAAACAAGUGAUGGUGGUACACUGAAUGAUACUCUCCGAUUCUUGGAUUUAAAAGAAAGUGAUAAUGGUCUGUAUGCAUGUAACGUUUCAACUGAACGCGGUUCUGAUUUCGCCUUGAUGAUUGUCAAUGUUAAAGAUCGUUGGGCAGCUCUUUGGCCAUUUAUUGGAAUUAUUGUUGAAGUUACUAUUUUAGUUGUCGCUAUCCUAUUAUAUGAACGUCAUCAAAUGCAUUCAAAGCCAACUAAUCUUAGCGCCAAAUGUGAUACUACUAGUGGUGCUGGUGCAGUUUCUGGCCAAGAUAAUGUAUCAACAGUACCUAAUAAUAAAAUUCAAGCCAAUAAUAAUAAUACAGGUCAAAAUAAUCUUACAAUUCCUGUUCAUGCUGGUGAUGUGAAUACUGAAAAUCUUGAUGGAAAUGUUGAAGAAAGAGACCAAAAAGUCGAUGAGAUUCGUUUACGUGCACAUGUCAAAUAAUGAAUGAUUCAUGAAUUAAGCACCCAUAUUUUAUUUCAUCGUAACAAAAACCACAACAACAACAGCUAUCCUGGUUAAUGUUAUUCAAUGCGUAGAUGCACACAAUAAUGGCUGGUGUAAUUAUUAAAUAAUCUGCUCAUGUCUGCAUAGUUUUAUUCAGCACAGUUGAGUUGCUGUUUUUUUCCUAACUAUGUGCAUAUUAGUCUCAUUAUCAUUUUAUUUUCUACUCGUUUUUUUUUCAACAAAAAAUAAAAUAAUCAUUAGAAUCUCACUUUAGUUAAGAUUUUUUUUGAUUUAUCUGUUUCUCAAUACCUCCCCCUCCCCCCAAUUUUUUACUCACUCUCAUAUGGACCUACACAUUUUCCGUUGUGUGGUUCCGACAUUUGUUCAAUAAUCAUUCAGUUGAUUAUAACAUUGUUUCAGCUCAUUGAUCAAUCCGUUAAUCGGUCCAGCUAGCCAACAAUGCACGUACGUACAUAUGUUUAUUCUAUUCAAUUCAUUUCCACAACAACAAAAAACACAUUUCAAAUCAAUAGUUUUUGUCUUAAUAAUUUGAUAACGCAUAUUAUUUUAUUUUUGUUCUCUAUUUGACCCUCAUCUUUAAAAAAAUGAUUGUCAAUAAUGGUCUUUUUUUUUUAAAAAAAAGAAAGUAUAGAUCACCAUGGUUUUUUAAGUAAGUAACGUGAAUGUUUUAUUAUCAUUAUAGAAAGUUGAUUGAAAUUUUCUCGUUUCAUCAUUUGUUUGUUUUGUGAUUAUAUUAUUGGUUUAAUACCAAUAGUUAUAAUAAGCCGAAAACAAAGUUUAAACAAUAAAAAAAAACAUUUAAAUUUAUUUUAUAGACAAAUAUAAACACUGGUUGAUGUGCAUGAACUUAGUAAUAUAAAGUAACCUAAAUGUUAUUGAUUUAAAGUUUGUGAAAUUGUAAUAUGCAGUGUAUUUGUAAAAAAAAAUUAGAAACACAUAUAGAUAAAGUACGGUCGGUACGUACGGUAUUCAUUGUAUAACGAGUGGUUGGUGAAUGAGUGUGUUUUUUUGUAACCAGCUUAUUAUAUUCGAUUAUGUAUC
Messenger RNA from Schistosoma rodhaini, 2417 nucleotides. The record is from the annotation of a GenBank genome assembly. NCBI's taxonomy places the organism in Eukaryota, Metazoa, Platyhelminthes, Trematoda, Strigeidida, Schistosomatidae.